Pygocentrus nattereri (red-bellied piranha) is the source of this 1753-nucleotide messenger RNA. It is a transcript of the gene il12b2, whose product is annotated as interleukin-12 subunit beta. Lineage: Eukaryota; Metazoa; Chordata; Actinopteri; Characiformes; Serrasalmidae. The coding region runs from base 86 to 985 and encodes 299 amino acids. Gene Ontology annotation, molecular function: transmembrane signaling receptor activity; protein binding. Gene Ontology annotation, biological process: cell surface receptor signaling pathway; positive thymic T cell selection. The record is from RefSeq and is a predicted model, not a curated record. Gene Ontology annotation, cellular component: external side of plasma membrane; alpha-beta T cell receptor complex. The transcript has 8 exons.
GGCAUAAAAGGCUCCACUCGGCUCGCUGGACAGCAAACCAGCACGCCCUCACACACAGAUACAGACACGCACACAGCAGAGCAAGAUGGGUACCAUACUGAGGACAGUCUGUUUUCUCAUCUUCUGCAUCACAAGUGUGUCAGCUGUGGACACGUUCCCUGAAAAAUUUGCAUUAGGUCGGAUUGAUGGCCAUGUUACUCUGAGUUGUGACACUGCUAAGCCGCAUGUAACAUGGAAGCAUGAUUCUGAAGAUGUAGAGCCAUCAGAACUAGCUGAGCUUAAAGACAAACAACUGAUCCUUCAUAACUUUCAAGAAGACCAAAUGGGGAACUACACCUGCUGGAGUGAGGGUGAACUCUUAGACUACACCUACAUCCUGCUUGACGAGUCUUGGAAAUUUAUUGAUUCAGUUCUAUCCUGUACAGCUGAAACUUUCAACUGCACAUUCAAAAUUUCCUGCAGAAUGGACCAAGCUGGCUUCAAUGUUUUCAGACUUCGCAAUAAACGGGACGACAGCAGCUGGGUGCAGCGUUCUGAAGACGGUUUCUUUUACCUCACUCACUCCACCAACCCAUACGCAGAGGAGGCCAAGCAGCUGGAGGUGAUAGGGGAAGCUGUGUCGUCCUCAGACCGCUACUUUAAUAUCAGCCACAGCUUCUAUCUCAGAGACAUCAUCAAGCCUGGCAGUCCUCAAAUCAAUAUGAGCAAGAAAAGCAUUACUGUAAGACCUCCAGCCUCUUGGGCCAAGCCCGAAAGCUACUACCCUCUGGAACAUGAAAUUCAGUGUAGGAAGCGAGACGAUGGAAAGGAGGUAUCUUGCAAUUUGAAUGGUACCAAUAAGGUCCCAGAUGGCAUGAGUCACGUGCGGGGUCGCUGCAGAGACUUGCUGCUUCUCUCUCAGUGGAGUGACUGGACACCAUGGCAAAAUGUGCGUAAGGGAAGAAAAAAGAAGCAAAAGUCAAAGAAUGGGACAAAACAAGACUGACGUUUUCCAAGAAUGAAAAAAACUACUUUAAUGUCCUCUACAUUUUCUAGAAUUUACACAUUUAUAUGUGGUGCAAAACAUUUCUUUCACUUGAAAGGGCCUAUAUCCUAAAUUUUUCUUGUUUUUUCCCCACUUUUCAGUCCUUUAUUAAUCCCUUAGAAUAAAACUGGCUGUUCUAGUUACUGUGCCUUUAAGACUGGCAUAUGUAAAUUGCCUCUGUUCUGAUUGACUGUCCUGUAUUGUGCCACAUUUAAAAAGCAGUUCAGGCUGAAACACCCCUUAUAACUUUAAUGUGAAUGGUUGGGGCUAAAAUUAAAUUCUGUCAAUGUAAACUUACUAUAUCAAACUCGUUUAUUUUAAAAAAGGUAAAAAUGAUUCUCCAUGUGCCCAUAAUUAAUAAAUUAUAGACUGUUUUAGGUGAUAGUCCUGAGAACCAGCUGUAUUUUACAGUCUGUCUAUCAAGUAAAAGCAGUCACUGUAUGAUCUUAAGCUUUGUGUGUAUCGACCUAUACUGAUCAGCAGGGGGCUGUAGCAACUGUUGUAGGCAUAUCCAGAGAGAGGAAUCUGACACUUUUUCAUUGUCCAGUGUGGUCUUUUGGACCAAAUGUGGCCAAUUUAAGCAUGUAUUCUCAGCAGGCUGGCAAGUAAGGGUGGGUUUCCCCUUUAUAUUUGCAUUGGAUUAUUUGUGGCUUAACAGGAUGAUGUUCAGAUGUUGACAGUUUAUGAACUUUAAGAAUUGAAAAUAAAGGUAAAAAAAUCUUCAAAAUA